Molecule: messenger RNA, 402 nt
Organism: Rotaria sp. Silwood2
Lineage: Eukaryota; Metazoa; Rotifera; Eurotatoria; Philodinida; Philodinidae
Source: the annotation of a GenBank genome assembly
AUGAAAAUCUUUCAAUUAUUCUUGGCUCUUCUACUUUUGACUGCAACAUUCUAUGAAAGUGUCAACUCACAAAAUAUAAAUUUAACACCAUGUCUUACUGGAGAUUGGACUGCAUGUGGUAUUGCUAUUGGUACGGUCAUUUACAAAAAGUUUAAUUCAUGGAGUGAUAUUGACACAAAGCCAGCUUUUGGUACAAUAUGUAAUUCACAAUUUAAAGGUGGUUGGUAUCGCUGGCAAUGGACAUGGAGUGGUAAAUUCUGGUGUCCAUCUUUAAGUGCUACUAUUACAGGUGAAAGUACACACUGGAAAAGUCGAGGUGGAGCCAUCGAACAUGCUAUCCAAGACUAUGUUACAAAAAUGACAUCAGCUGGCUUACUCAAACCAGAACAGCUGAGUGGAUAA